AUGGAGCGCGUCAUCUCGCAGACACUCGCGUCCGCGCUGCCGACUUUGGACGAAGCGGUCGUCACGUACCUCACGAGCGUCCUCACGGACGAGCUCGCGGACGCCUCGUCUGUCACCCACGACUCGUCGACGCUCGAGGCGCUUCUCGUCACGCACGUCGCGCCGUUUCUAUGGAAUGAGCACUUUGUCUCGGACCCCGCGUCCGAAUCGCACUUCUGUGCCGCUCUUGCCGAUAAAUUACUUACCAGUACCGAACUUAAGCAGUACUUAACGACCACUGCCUUAGCCUCCUCCAAGUCGAAAGAGCUCCGUGUGCUGGAGAACACGCAGAGCAUUGAAGAACAGGCGCGAAGGGAUGGACAGAGCGGGGCAGGAGACGCCGAGCAGCUCCUGGAGCGCAUGUGGGGCUUUGACAAGAUCCGGAAGACCACGAACAACGAGCUGGACGCGCAGGAGUCGGCGCUCUCGGCCCGUCAAGUGCGGAAACAGGUGAAGCUGGAGCAGUUGACUGCGGAGCAGGCCGAAGAGCAGGCGGCGCUGGAUCGGGAGUGGGAAGACGCUCGGUUUUUGCCGGAUUUGAGCCAAGAUAACGGCGAAAAAGACGUGCACGUGCCUCGGUUGACGAUCCAUUUCAAGGGCAAGACGUUGUUGGUGGACACGGCGUUGAAGAUUGUUGCAGGGCGUCGGUAUGGCUUGGUGGGCAAAAACGGGGCCGGCAAAACGACCUUGUUGCGGUACAUUUCGCACUAUGAACUCGAAGGCUUUCCACGCCAUCUUCGGAUGCAAUUGGUGGAGCAAGAGUCGGCGUCCAAGUUGAGCAAAGACGAACGCAGCGUCUUGGACGUGGUGCUUGCUGCCGACUAUGAACGCACGUUGUUGUUGGAGGAAGAGAAGGAGCUGUCGAUGAGAGAGACGGAAGAAAAUGGGGAUCACAGUGCACGGCUGAAAGAGAUUUACGACCGGCUUGGCAAUAUUGACUCGGACACGGCGGAAUCGAGGGCUCGGUCGAUUCUGAGCGGACUGCAGUUUCCUGACCACGUGGUGGAUGGAUCUGCAAAGGCGCUUUCCGGUGGGUGGCGGAUGCGAACGGCACUUGCUGGUGCUCUGUUCAUGGCGCCUGAUCUGCUGCUGCUGGAUGAGCCGACAAACCAUUUGGAUCUUGAAGCGGUGAUUUGGCUGGAACAUUACCUAGAAAAGUAUGACAAGCAGAUCAUCGUCGUGUCGCACGACCGAAACUUUUUGAACGCCGUGACUACCGACAUUAUCCACUUGACGCGGCAAAAGCUCGUGUACUACAAGGGUGAUUACAAUGCGUUUGAAAACACGAUGAAGGAGAACUUGCGCCAGCAGCGAAAAGCCUAUGAUGCCCAGCAGAUGAAGAUCCAGCACAUGCAAGAGUUUAUUGAACGCUUCCGGGCUAAUGCGAAAAAGGCUCCGCUAGUGCAGUCGCGUGUUAAGGCACUGGACAAGAUCUUGCGCAAUGAGUUGAUUGACGAGCCCGAAGAUGAGCACGCUUUCCGGAUGAAUUUCCCGCCGCCAGAGCCGCUUGGUCGACCUAUCAUUGCAGUCGAAGACGUUGGCUUCCGGUAUACGCCAACAUCGCCUUUUCUGUUCAAAGACGUGCACAUGGGCAUCGACAUGUCGAGUCGCAUUGGUAUCCUCGGUGUGAACGGUUCCGGCAAGUCUACGCUCAUUAACGUCAUGAUCGGCAAGCUUCGUCCGACUGACGGAUCGGUCACUUUGAACCAGCGCCUGCGUGUGGCCACAUUUACUCAGCAUCACGUCGACUCGCUGGAUCUGUCCAAGUCUGCGGUGCAGAACAUGAAAGAGAUGUUCCCCGGUCAUGAGCCGGACGAGUUCCGUUCGCAUCUUGGUCGUUUUAAUCUCUCAGGAGAGCUGGCAAUCAAACCCACGCGUACGCUGUCCGGCGGUCAAAAGUCUCGUGUCGGUUUUGCACUCAUGACGUGGCGUUUGCCGCACGUCGUGGUACUCGAUGAGCCCACGAAUCACUUGGAUAUGGAGACAAUUGACGCUCUCAUCGAUGCUCUGCGCGAUUACAAGGGCGGUGUGGUGAUUGUUUCUCACGACCAGCACUUUGUCACGAGCGUGUGCGAAGAGCUGUGGGUGGUGGACGACCAGAAAGUGGCUCGCUUCCGCGGUACCAUGAGCGAGUACAAGAAUCACGUGCUGGUGAAGAAGUGA
This is a messenger RNA of Peronospora matthiolae, 2202 nucleotides long. The record is from the annotation of a GenBank genome assembly. Lineage: Eukaryota; Oomycota; Peronosporomycetes; Peronosporales; Peronosporaceae.